Lolium rigidum is the source of this 2825-nucleotide messenger RNA. Its product is annotated as receptor-like serine/threonine-protein kinase SD1-8. Gene Ontology annotation, biological process: protein phosphorylation; recognition of pollen. The record is from RefSeq and is a predicted model, not a curated record. Gene Ontology annotation, molecular function: protein serine/threonine kinase activity; ATP binding. Bases 109 to 2643 code for a protein of 844 amino acids. The transcript is spliced from 7 exons. Lineage: Eukaryota; Viridiplantae; Streptophyta; Magnoliopsida; Poales; Poaceae.
CCUUACUGAAAGCUCCGUGUAACAUAAUCAAGAGGAUGCUCUCGCAUCUUUGCCGCGAGCUUAACAGGCUAACAGCUACUCUGUACAGCCGCUGCGCUCCCCGCGGCGAUGGCUAGCCAGCUGCUGUGCCUCCUCCAGCUGCUGCUGCUGAUGCUCUCGUCGUCUUCCCACGCCCGAGACAUCAUCUCGCCGGGCCAGCCGCUGAGGGGCAACGACACGCUGGUCUCUGCCGGCAGCGGCAGCUUCGUGGUGGGCUUCUUCACUCCGCCGGGCUCCAACAACACCUACGUCGGCAUCUGGUACGCCCGUGUCUCCGUCCGCACCGUCGUCUGGGUCGCCAACCGCGCCGACCCCGUCCCGGGCCCCGUGGAGGACAACGCCGGCGCGACCCUGUCCGUCUCCGCCGACGGCACGCUCGCCGUCGCCGACGCCAACUCCACCGUCGUCUGGUCCGUCUCCCCGGCGCCCGGCGCGGGCGCCGGGCAGUACACGGCGCGGAUACGGGACGACGGCAACCUGGUGGUCUCCGACGCUGGCGGGCGCGUGGCGUGGCAGGGGUUCGACCACCCCACCGACACUCUGCUCCCCGGGAUGCGCGUCGGGAUGGACUUCGCGACCGGCGCGAACAUGACGCUGACGGCGUGGACGAGCCCCUCGGACCCGUCCCCCGGCCCGGUGGUGGCGGCCAUGGACACCUCGGGCGACCCGGAGGUGUUCAUCUGGAACGGUGGCGAGAAGGUGUGGCGGUCGGGGCCCUGGGACGGGCUCCAGUUCACCGGCGUUCCCGACACGGUGACCUACACGGGGUUCAGCUUCCGGUUCGUGAACACGCCCAAGGAGGUGAGCUACAGCUUCCAGGUGCCCAACUCGAGCUUCCUGUCGCGGCUGGCGCUGAACAGCACGGGCGCCGCCGGCGGGCUGCUGCAGCGGUGGACGUGGGUGUGGGCGGCGGGCGCGUGGAACAUGUACUGGUACGCGCCCAAGGACCAGUGCGACGCCGUGAACCCGUGCGGGGCCAACGGGGUGUGCGACACCAACGGCUUCCCGGUGUGCUCGUGCCUGCGCGGGUUCGCGCCGCGGUCGCCGGAGGCGUGGGCGCUGCGGGACAACCGGGCCGGCUGCGCGCGCGCCACGCCGGUCGACUGCGGGAACGGCACCGACGGGUUCGCGGUGGUGCCGCACGCCAAGGUGCCCGACACGACGGCCGCCGUGGUGGACUCCGCCGCCAGCCUCGCGGACUGCCGGGAGAGGUGCCUGGGGAACUGCUCCUGCACGGCGUACGCCAGCGCCAACCUCAGCGCGCCGUUCGGACGCCGCGGCUGCGUCAUGUGGAGCGGCGCGCUCGCCGACCUCCGCGUGUACCCAAGCUUCGGCCAGGACCUCUACGUCCGCCUCGCCGCCGCCGAUCUCGAUUCAGUUAGCAAGUCUAAGAAGAAGGGGCAAGUUAUAAUUGCAGCUGCCGUCAGCGUCUGUGUACUGGCAGUUAUUCUGGCACUUAUAGGGUUCUUCUUUUGGAAAAGAAAGAGGACAAAAGCAAGAUCAUCAGAAACACCAAGUAAAUGGAGUGGUGUAUUGCACAGCAGAACACUACAAUCCGAAGGAACUAGUCAUGGGGCUGACCUGGACUUGCCAAUAUAUGAUUUGGAGACUAUAGCAGCAGCCACAGAGGGCUUCUCAGCUGACAAUAAGCUUGGUGAAGGUGGCUAUGGGCCAGUAUACAAGGGUAUGCUUGAAGAUGGACAAGAAAUAGCUGUUAAAACGCUUUCGAAGGCAUCAGCGCAGGGUCCCGAUGAGUUCAAGAAUGAGGUCAUGUUGAUAGCAAAACUCCAGCAUCGGAAUCUUGUUCGACUUAUUGGGUGCUGCAUCUGUGGACAAGAAAAGAUACUCAUAUACGAAUACAUGGCAAACAAAAGCCUGGACUUCUUUCUGUUUGACAAAUCCAAGAGCAUGCUUCUCGACUGGCGAACCCGGUACCGCAUAAUCGAGGGGAUCGCCCGAGGUUUGUUGUACCUUCAUCAGGACUCGAGAUACAGGAUCGUCCACAGAGACCUGAAGACAGGCAACAUUCUUUUGGAUAAGGACAUGACUCCCAAAAUCUCAGACUUCGGCAUGGCAAGGAUAUUCGGCGGCGAUGACUCUGAAAUCAAUACGCUUCGAGUGGUUGGCACAUAUGGCUACAUGGCUCCCGAGUAUGCGAUGGACGGGGUUUUCUCGGUGAAAUCAGACGUGUUUAGCUUCGGCGUCAUAGUGCUGGAGAUCAUCACCGGUAUAAGGAACAGAGGUGUCUACAGCUACUCCAACCACCUGAACCUUCUAGCACAUGCAUGGAGCUUGCUGAGCGAGGGGAAGAGCCUGGAUCUGGUGGACGAGACCCUGCAGGGGACAUUCGACCCGGAGGAGGUGCUCAAGUGCCACAAGGUGGGGCUCCUGUGCGUGCAGGAGAACCCGGAGGACCGGCCCCUCAUGUCGCAGGCGCUCACGAUGCUGGCCGCCGCCGACGCCGCCUCGCUGCCGGCCCCCAAGCAGCCCGGCUUCGCCGCGAGGCGAGCCGCGGCGGCGGCGACGACGGAGGACACGUCGUCGAGCAGGGCUGACGGCAGCUUCGUGGACAGCAUGACCAUCACCAUCAUCGAGGGACGGUAGAGAUGGCGCGGACCGGCCGAUCGAUCGGAGCGCGACUGGGAAAGACUGCGACGGUGUUGUGAGUUGCAUGGGUUCUAGCGGUGAAUUUUGAGUGAAUUUUGCCCAGCUACUGGGCAAGUUUAGAUGUGUUUACACAAUUGUAUAGCAAAGUCAAAUCAAUGUAUUGGCGGGGGUCGAGGUUC